AGUCGUGAGUUGUUGGUGACUCCGUGAAAGUGGUUCUCAUUCCAAAGAUCUAGUCUUCGCCCUUCGUCGCCGACACAACUCCAACGGCAACGUGGCUGGUACCAUAGUCCACAAUCCUUCAACAUUAUUAGUUCGUCUAUUAUCAGCUCUAUUAUCCAAGUUCUAUCCUACUGUGAUACCAAGCUGUUGUCAAGACUUUCCCUCGUCCAUUAUCCUUCAAAUUCGUGCCAUUAUCCAAGUUAUACCCAAAAGCAAGAAAGAUCACAAUGACGACCGAAGAAGUACAGCCACGGAUGCGCGUCCCUCGUUCGGGUCGUAUGCCCCAGAGGAGCCAGUCGUCGGUUGGCGGUGAGCAUCGUCCCUUGCAGCGUACAGCGACGGGCACGGCCACUGCGGGACCUCCUUCCCGAACCAGACAACCUUUGAAACGUCACAAUACGACGGGAGGCAGAGCGCCCCGUGGCGCUGCCGUCUCUCCUCGUCGCGUGAAAAAGAAGGGGAUCCGAGUGGCCAUUACGGUGCGCAAACAGGAAGGCGACGAUGAAGAGCAAGAAAAGCCAGAGGUCGAGGAAGAGGAGGAUUUGAAGUUGUAUCACAUGGAAGUCCACUGUUCGGGAAAAUUCAACCGCAAAGUCUGUUGGCCGGAUAUUGACUCUUUUUGGGGAGAUCCCAAUACCACCAUUGACAAGAAUUCCAUGUGCGAUUUAUUGGAACAGUAUACCCAAGAACAGUACCCCGAACGCAGAGAUGCCGACAAUUUACAUCCCAAACGAUGCUACAUCAAAGAUGAACCAUUGCGUGGCAUUAGCUUCUACAAGGAUUAUGGUUGGGAUCCUGUCAAGUUACACCUCAAGGCCAGAGAAAAGAAGGAAGUAGAGAUUCUGGAAAGAUACACCAAAUCCGUAAAGCUGGAAACCAUCCCCGUCAAUUUUGGAACCUCCGACAUUAAUGAAAUUCUCAUCCAACAAGGCGACAAGGCCGUCAUUUCCACACUCACCAAAUCCAAAUUGCAGGGACAUCCAUUGGCAUUGGAAAUGAUGGCCAGCGAGACACAAAUUGUCGUCGAAUUGCGGGGCCUGGAAUCCAUCGUGGGAGUGCUGGGCAAUGACGAAGCACCACACGAUGCGGAUCCCGAAACGGGAGAACAAGUUUGGCGGGAUGUCAAGACAUUGCGAGCACUGCUGGCCGACAAGAAACCUCCCGAAAAAGAAGGCAAAGGACAACAUCGGAUACUCGAAGUCAUGGCAUUGGAAUCCUACAUCAAGGCACGUGUCUAUUACAGAGCGUAUGUGGAAGGUGACGUUGUGUCGGACCACGGUGUGGGACUCUUGUUGGGUGAACGGUGGUGGGCACAUCCACUCAAGGAUAUCAUGAUGGGAUAUAACAUUGACAAUGCGGCCAUUGUCUGGGAAGAUAUCGAACUUCGGUACUUUUCUGAAAUUGGAUACAAAAUGGACAAUGAAUACUUUGACUGGGAGAAUCAAGCAGGCAAGUGGGUCAAGGUUAAAAAGACACGAGAGCAGCCCUAUUGAUUCGGUUCAUUCUAUUUUUCCUUUCUGCUGGACUAUUGCGAAUGGAUGAGUAGUUAGAAAUGUAACGGUAACGAAUUCGAUAGCCGG
Seminavis robusta is the source of this 1619-nucleotide messenger RNA. The record is from the annotation of a GenBank genome assembly. NCBI's taxonomy places the organism in Eukaryota, Bacillariophyta, Bacillariophyceae, Naviculales, Naviculaceae.